Messenger RNA from Xylaria bambusicola, 1107 nucleotides. RefSeq names its product NAD(P)-binding protein. The record is from RefSeq and is a predicted model, not a curated record. The transcript is spliced from 3 exons. Lineage: Eukaryota; Fungi; Ascomycota; Sordariomycetes; Xylariales; Xylariaceae. Bases 145 to 1023 code for a protein of 292 amino acids.
CAUUGAUACCGCAUGUACCUAUGUCCGAAUAUCCACGACACUAUCAUACGCUUCCUGUACUUCAGCCAACGUAGCGUGACGGGGGCCGAGCGACACACCUCACACAGAUAAACAUAUCUAGGCGCAUUCAAAACAUCGAACAAGAUGGCGGUGUCAAAGGCAUCUACAUGGUUGAUUACUGGCGCUUCCUCAGGCUUCGGUCAAUCUAUCGCGCACGUAGCUCUCGAGGCAGGACACAAGGUCAUUGGAGCUACCCGCGAUGUAGCUCAGGCGCAGAUCUUCAAUCCCGAUUUCACCGCCAAAGGCGGAAUAUGGCUGCAGCUUGAUCCGGCACACCCAGACUCAUUCAGCCAGUUCUCCAAGGCCCAGAUAGACUACGACAUCGACGUGCUUGUAAAUAACGCUGGCUACGCCUUCAUAGGCGGCGUCGAAGAUGCAAGCGAAGAGGAAGUUCGCGAUCAAAUGGAAGUCAACUUCUGGGGACCCUUGCGUGCCGUUAGAGCUGUCUUGCCGUCCAUGCGGGCGAAAGGCCAUGGUCAUAUUGUUCUCAUCAGCAGUGGAGCUGGCUUCAUAGCGCGGCCUGGAAGAGGGGUGUAUUCCGCAAGCAAGUUCGCCAUUGAAGCCAUACAUGAGUCGCUUAAGCAAGAGGUUGAAACCCUAGGCAUCAAGGUCCUGAUUGUAGAGCCUGGAGCCUUCCGGACCAACUUCUCUCUGCGCCUAGUCACUCCAGCUGCACAUGAGAAUGGUUUCAGUGAUGGUUACAAGGGUACCGCACUCGAUUCUAUGGUUACUGCGUCUAAAGGGAUCAUAGAGAUCCCGCCAGUACAAUUCGUGAGAGGGGACCCCGAGAAGGCUGCGAGGCAUAUACUCAACUCCGUCGUCGAGGGCCACGACUACCUUCGUAUGGUAUUGGGGGCUGAUUGUGUUGCUGCACUCGAGCAAAAAAUAGGAAAUUUGAGCCACGACUUGGAAGCUACCAGGGCUAUCGCCGUGUCUACAGAUACGGAGAUCAUCGAGAAGUAACCUUGAUCCUUUAGACGUGGUAUCACGCCCGGUAACGUUUUGGGCCAUUGAGAAACCAACGGCCUCAAACUGAAGUAAUCAAUG